Messenger RNA from Pediculus humanus corporis (human body louse), 828 nucleotides. RefSeq names its product 40S ribosomal protein S2, putative. The record is from RefSeq and is a predicted model, not a curated record. Gene Ontology annotation, cellular component: ribosome; cytosolic small ribosomal subunit. The transcript is spliced from 5 exons. The coding region runs from base 1 to 828 and encodes 275 amino acids. NCBI's taxonomy places the organism in Eukaryota, Metazoa, Arthropoda, Insecta, Psocodea, Pediculidae. Gene Ontology annotation, biological process: translation. Gene Ontology annotation, molecular function: RNA binding; structural constituent of ribosome.
AUGGCGGACACUGCACCAGCCCGUGGUCGUGGCUUCGGCAGAGGAGGUGGAAAAGAUAGUGGACGAGGAGGUUCUAGAGGCAGAGGUAGAGGUAGAGGUCGUGGAAGAGGCAGAGGAAAAGAAACAGAAAAAGAAUGGGUGCCCGUCACCAAACUUGGAAGAUUAGUUAGCAGUGGUAAAAUUAAAAGCUUGGAGGAAAUUUACCUUUUCUCUCUACCAAUCAAAGAAUUUGAAAUCGUUGACUUUUUUAUUGGGCCAGCCCUAAAAGAUGAAGUUCUUAAAAUUAUGCCCGUACAGAAACAAACUAGAGCUGGUCAAAGAACUAGAUUUAAGGCUUUUGUAGCCAUUGGUGAUGCAAAUGGACAUAUUGGGCUUGGAGUUAAGUGCUCCAAAGAAGUAGCAACAGCUAUUAGAGGAGCUAUUAUUUUGGCUAAAUUAUCUGUUGUUCCAGUUCGAAGAGGUUAUUGGGGUAAUAAGAUUGGUAAACCUCAUACUGUGCCAUGCAAGGUUACUGGUAAAUGUGGUUCCGUACAAGUACGUUUGAUUCCUGCUCCUCGUGGAACUGGUAUUGUAGGAGCUCCAGUUCCAAAAAAAUUGCUUCAAAUGGCUGGUAUAGAAGAUUGUUACACAUCUGCAAGAGGUUCCACUGGUACAUUGGGUAAUUUUGCCAAGGCAACAUAUGCAGCUAUUGCAAAAACAUAUGCUUACUUGACUCCUGAUUUAUGGAAGGACUGUCCAUUGACCAAAGCUCCAUAUGCUGAGUUUGCAGACUUCCUCGCUAAAAACCAUCGUCCUGUUGUUGGUCACAGAUCUCAAAAUGACAUGUAA